AUGGAGCGCCGCCGGGUGAGCCCGCCGCAGCUCGGGGCGAUCUAUUCCCAGAACAGCGGGGGGAACUGCGUAGUCUGGGGCGGCGACGGGGCGGAGCUGCGCGCGGCCUCCAGCUCCGCGGGCGAGCCGCUUCGUUCUGGAGAGCGCACGCAGCUGUCGGAUACUUAUUGCAGCGGGCAGGGCCAGACCUGCGACUGCAACUACUGCGACGAUUUCAGCGAGAACUCGUGCUGUGCGAACACCUGCAGGGUCAUGGACGGCAUCGUCAUGUCUCCGCGCUGGUGGAGCCCGUGGGCUGCCAAUUGA
Prorocentrum cordatum is the source of this 306-nucleotide messenger RNA. Lineage: Eukaryota; Dinophyceae; Prorocentrales; Prorocentraceae. The record is from the annotation of a GenBank genome assembly.